UUACAAACAAACACAUAGUAUACUAAAAAAAUAAAUAUCAAAUUACAUAAUUCAUCUUAAAUAUUUUCUUACUCGCAUAUUUACGGCCCAGUGACCAACGGCUUGACAUACUGACCAUUCUUAGAUCUGUAUAAAUUAGAAACAUUAUGGCAGCGUGUCAGAGAGCGUUGAAAGGGAUACUGCGUCGUACCGCGGGGGCGAAAAUUGUGACCUUGUCUCAGCCACAAACAUGCAUCAAUUCUGCGCUAAGGUCACUCUUCACUCUGCCUGCUGGCAGUGUCGAGAGCUAUCGGAGAGAAGAAUCUUUCAGGGGCGUCUCAAUAACUGUGGAUGGGCGAGAAGGAAGACCACUGUACCUGGAUGCGCAAGCAACGACGAGCAUGGAUCCCAGAGUACUUGACGCGAUGCUACCCUAUAUGACGGCCUUGUAUGGAAAUCCACACUCAAGAACACAUGCUUACGGCUGGGAAAGCGAGACGGCUGUGGAGGCCGCAAGAGAGGCUGUCGCACAGUUGAUUGGUGCAGAUCCCAAGGAAAUCGUUUUCACAUCGGGAGCAACAGAGUCUAACAACAUUGCCAUCAAAGGUGUGGCACGAUUCUACAAGAGUAAAAAGAAGCAUGUAAUCACGACACAAACGGAACACAAGUGCGUAUUGGACUCCUGCCGAGCGUUAGAGUCUGAGGGAUUCAAAGUGACCUAUCUUCCAGUGAAACAGAAUGGAAUUAUUGACCUCGAUUUGUUAAAGAACACGAUUACCCCUGAAACUAGUCUCGUUUCCAUCAUGGCUGUCAAUAAUGAAAUCGGAGUGAAACAGCCGAUCCAAAAAAUUGGUGAAAUAUGUCGCGAGAGAAAGGUGUUCUUUCACACUGAUGCAGCCCAGUCCAUUGGAAAAAUUCCAAUGGACGUGAACGCUAUGAAUAUUGACCUCAUGUCCAUCAGUGGGCACAAGAUCUAUGGUCCGAAGGGAGUCGGGGCCCUGUACACGAGACGACGACCACGUGUCAGACUGGAACCAAUUUUCAGUGGAGGUGGACAAGAACGAGGAAUUCGGAGUGGAACCGUCCCCACUCCACUGGUCGUAGGAAUUGGUGCUGCGUGUCGAGUAGCCAUGGAUGAGAUGGCUUAUGACUUGAAGCGUGUGGAAAGGCUGAGCCAACGCUUCCUCGACAAAAUCAACGGGUCACUGACAAAAGUUAUUCGAAACGGGGAUGAGAAAGAGUGUUACCCGGGAUGUGUCAACCUCUCCUUCGCCUACAUUGAGGGAGAAAGUCUUUUGAUGGCCCUGAAGGAUAUUGCAUUGUCCAGCGGCUCUGCUUGCACGUCAGCAUCACUAGAACCUUCAUACGUGCUCAGGGCUAUUGGUGCGGAUGAGGACCUGGCUCACUCAUCCAUUCGCUUUGGAAUCGGUCGCUUCACCACCGAAGAGGAAGUCGACUACACGGCAGACAAGUGCAUCAAGGUGGUGGAUACUCUGAGAGAGAUGAGUCCUUUGUGGGAAAUGGUGCAGGAAGGAAUUGACCUCAAGUCAAUUAAGUGGAGCCAGCACUAGAAAUUAUUAUUGACAUCCACGUUACGCAGUGGAGAAACACCAACCUACAAGUCACGACUCUACAUGACAUAUACAGGUUGAGAGAAAUUACUUCAUAUUGGUGUAAAAUUAUUAUCAAUUAUUCCCGGUAAUAAUUUUAAUAAAAUAAACAGUUUACUAGUA
Molecule: messenger RNA, 1712 nt
Organism: Folsomia candida
Lineage: Eukaryota; Metazoa; Arthropoda; Collembola; Entomobryomorpha; Isotomidae
Gene: Nfs1
Product: cysteine desulfurase, mitochondrial
Exons: 9
Coding region: 147-1550 (467 amino acids)
Biological process (GO): [2Fe-2S] cluster assembly
Cellular component (GO): cytosol; mitochondrion; nucleus
Molecular function (GO): cysteine desulfurase activity; pyridoxal phosphate binding
Source: RefSeq, a predicted model, not a curated record